Porites lobata is the source of this 1415-nucleotide messenger RNA. Lineage: Eukaryota; Metazoa; Cnidaria; Anthozoa; Scleractinia; Poritidae. The record is from the annotation of a GenBank genome assembly.
AUGCAUCAGGAGUUCUGGACUUCCUGUUGGAUCGCACGGCAUUGUGGGUAGGCGGGCUCAGAAAAGUGGCAUCAACUUGCAGCUUCGCCAUAUUGGAUUACAUCGAGUGGAAUUACAUCGAAUUACACGAGCAGGAAUUUAUAAGAAGAACCAAAUAAAAGGUAUUUUAAAGGUAAGCUAUUGUUUCAUUACCUCUUGGCAACGUCAUUCUAACGAUUUUAGGCUGCAGAGUGUAGUCGAUUUGAGAUGGUACGAGUAUGAUUUUUGCUUAUUUUAUACUCAGACUUAUGUCGUAUUUCUUUUGUUUAAAUGUAGAUUAACUUUGUCCAUGGGAUUCGGCCACAGAAAUUGUGUGGUCCUAGGCUGUCCCAACAGUGGACAGAGGCUUGGGAAGUGGGCAGCUACGACCUGUGAGCUUCAUGGUUGUAACAAUGGUUCAAGCAUGUGUGACUGCCAGCCACCCUUCAAAUUAUUCCCGUUCCCGACAGAAAAGAAGAACCCGGAACGCCGAUUACAAUGGGCAAAAAAUAUAAGCAGGAACAGUUUGAAUGGGACUCUUUGGAUGCCUAACAAGGAUUCAAGAGUUUGUAAUCUACACUUCGUUGACGAUGAACCAACGGCUGAAAACCCAGACCCAACUUUGCAACUUGGUCACAGCAAGAAAACGAGAGCCUCCAAACGCCCACCACCAACGCCACGGGAUAACUCUCUUGCAGUAAGAUCCAGAAAACGAGCUAAGCUAGAUACAUGUAGCGAUGAAAUACCAGUACCUGUUCUUGACCACUCAGCUGACAACCUGGCUUGUGAUGAUGUUGAGCUCCAAGACCCUGAGCCCUCUACUUCUAUCAAUGAUUGUGUUGACAUAGACAGAGCAUCCGUAAUUCAUGACCAUUGCUAUGUCUACGGCUGGUAUGAAAUUAAUGAAAAUUCGAAUUUUUGCAUGAACACAUGUUGCUUGAAAAGCAGACAAGACAAAGAUUCGAAAAGAUAAAAAUAUCGUGGAACUUUCAGAGAAAAUACAGGAGCUAAGUGAAAAAGUGAAGUUGCUGGAAGUUCAACUUGUAGCCAAACAGGAUAAGGGAUUGAAGCAUUCAGAUCUGAGAAAUGACCAGACUGUAAAUUUACUGACUGGUAUCCCAUCAAAGCCUGCCUUUCACAAAUUAUUUGACUCCGUCAAAGGAUCUAUAAAAAAAGUGAGAUAUUGGAGUGGCCCUAAGAAAACAUCCAGAAAAGGCAGGAACUUUAGGAAAUCACCAAAAAAAUUUGGACCAAACCGGGCUCUUUCUCAAAAGGACGAGUUUCUUUUAACACUAAUGAAACUCCGUUUGGGAUCCACCAAUGCAGACCUUGCACAAAGAUUUGGAAUUUCACGAAGUACCGUAUCAACUAUUUUCAACUCAUGGGUCAAAAUUUUG